CAAACACCAUAAAAACGUAAAAUAAAACUUCCUUCUCCACCUCCAACUCUCAACAAAAAAAGAUUUUCUCACCUAACCUUCAACUCAUUUUCUCUCUCUCUUUCUCACCCCCCAAACACUCCUCAUAAAUUCAAAACACGAUAAAACACCAUAACAACAACAUGCUCGAUUUUGGUGACGAAUUCACCAUCGAAACCUUCAAGAUUCCGUGGCUCAUCUGGAUCCAGAUUCUCAUCCUCCUCCUCCUCAUCGUCCUCCUCUACUGCUUCAGCCUCUUCUCCUCAGAUCUCGAUACCUCCAACAGCCACGUCAAGAACUCCUCCUUAGCUUCUCCUUCCUCCCCCUCUUCUUCUGUUUCAACCGAUUCGGCUCUCCACGAGAAGCAGCCGGCUCUUAAAUUCAACUCGACUGUCACUCACCGCUUCCAGCCUUCUCAGGUAGGAGGAAGUCAGAGUAUAAAAGGGGAGAUAGCGACGAGUACUGGUAGAAGAAUAGUGGGAGGUGAAGAGAAUACAGAAAGGGAUUCAAGUUCAAGCAGUAUCUGUUAUCAUCCUUGCCAUUAUUUCAAGCUUGCUAGAGAAGCUUUUCUCAAGUGUUUAGGUUUAGACUCUGAGCAACCUUCCAACUCAGAACAAAGAAAAGACAGAUAGUAUUUUAUUGCUUCUUUAUAAGCUUCAAAAAUGCUAAAAGCAAAGAAAAAUGAAAAAAA
Messenger RNA from Pistacia vera, 709 nucleotides. RefSeq lists its product as uncharacterized. The transcript is spliced from 2 exons. The coding region runs from base 162 to 650 and encodes 162 amino acids. Lineage: Eukaryota; Viridiplantae; Streptophyta; Magnoliopsida; Sapindales; Anacardiaceae. The record is from RefSeq and is a predicted model, not a curated record. Gene Ontology annotation, biological process: innate immune response.